AUGAGGUAUAAUUUCCCCACUUGUCCGGGUCUGGGUGGGCCGUUGAGGAACGUAGAAUCUUCAUCAUUAUUCUCUAACCACAAUGAUCAUGUUUUCUUCGCCACAGGUCCAGAUCCUUGCGCUCGUAUUGACUGCUGUUGUAAUGCGGAGUGCAGAGUGAACCUGACGAAUCAUGCGAAAUGUGAAUGUAACUUCGCCUGCACUUUGCAGUAUGAUCCAGUUUGCGGCUCGGAUGGCAAGACAUACGGCAACGCAUGUGGCUUACGUAGUGUUGCUUGUGCACAGCAGAAUCCGAAACUUAAGGUUGUUAGCGAUGGACCAU
Molecule: messenger RNA, 322 nt
Organism: Paramuricea clavata
Lineage: Eukaryota; Metazoa; Cnidaria; Anthozoa; Malacalcyonacea; Plexauridae
Source: the annotation of a GenBank genome assembly